This is a messenger RNA of Cylicocyclus nassatus, 1331 nucleotides long. Lineage: Eukaryota; Metazoa; Nematoda; Chromadorea; Rhabditida; Strongylidae. The record is from the annotation of a GenBank genome assembly.
AGGUACGGGUAAAGCAAACCUGUAGAUCAACUCAUGACGGAUAUCAAAGACUUGACAAGAAAGCUCCGGCUAUUAAUCCCGCGGCGAUGGUUGGCUCUGCUCACUCUUUCAAUCAUUUUCGUGAUAGUGGUCGUUAUAGUAAACCUUGCCCCUAGGAACCUAACACAAAUUCUUCUACACCUUGGCUGUAAGACGUUUAUCGGGCAAUCUACGAUCUGCCACCCAACUACGGUUAUUAGGGAUAUGAAUUUUACCUUGGAUGACGUCUACAUGUCGGAUGCAGCUUUGCAUUUACCAAAGAAAGGCAGACUGUUUUGUUUUGUUAUUACUACACCUAGAUAUCACAAUGAUCGAGUACUAGCUGUAAAUGAAACGUGGUUGCCUCGUUGCGAUAGUGGCCAAUUUUUCACAAGUGAGAAGAUGGAUCCGAGCAUACCGCACAGUACAAUUCUGUCAAAGUUGCCAGAUACGUACGAAUAUCUCUUCUACAAAGUUCUUCUCGCAUUUCAUUACGCCUAUAACAAUGUUUCGGAUCAAUUCGAUUGGUACUUUAAGGCAGACGACGAUACUUACGUCAUAAUGGAGCACAUGUAUGAAUAUCUUGCCACACUAGAUCCAUCCGAACCAUACUAUUUAGGAUACACCCUCAAACCGUACCUCGCACGAGGAUACAAUGGCGGUGGGGCAGGAUACGUACUCAGUCGUGCAGCUGUGAAGCUGCUACUGCAACGAGGUUACGAUGAUCGCAAGGCUUGUCCGUUCGAUUACUCUGAAGAUGUUGGCAUGGGAAUGUGUUUACAAAAUAUGGAGAUUUAUCCACAUGACACAAGAAACGAACGUGGACAACAACGUUUCCACACAUAUCGCCCUGAUGACAUGUUUCAUGGAAAGAUAACGGAUGAAUGGCACUAUUAUAGACAGAUCAAUGGACAUGACUGGAUUGCACCCGAGCUAAUCACAAUACAUCACCUCACACCAGAUGAAAUCCGCACUUACGACGAUCUGCUCUACAGAAUGCGAUCUCCCCAGUUAUCGAAAAUAAAUGCGGGAAUGGAAAAGCCGAGACUGACACCAAAUCCUCGUUCUAAUACCUCAGAAAAACGUCAGAUUCCUAAAUCCAAGACCGGUUCUCAGACAGUUUCUUCGAAAAAGUUGAAGGUCCAAAGACUUUCAGCGUUCAAUCAUAGCCACUUUGACAUUGAAGCGAUGUAAAUCACAAGAGCUAUUCUCUGAUAUAAUUUAUGUGCUGGUUCACAUACGUUUCAUUUUAUGUAAUGAGGUGCUCAUAUCCGGAACGGGUUGUGAUAUUGAGAAAAGAUUGUUAGGCUGCA